AUGGACAAGCAGAGGCUGCAGGACCCCAGGGGCAGCAGAACGUCCUUCCUCAUCGAGGACAUCCUCUUCAGGCCCAAGGCGACUCUCCCGCAGGUGGGCAGCAUGGGUCCAACGCUGAGCCGCGGCGCGGGCGUGAUGGAUCCCGGCUACCCUCUGCUGCCGGCCGCCUACCUGCACCCACACCCGUACCUGCACAAGGCCGAGCCCUUCUUCCUCACCCCAGGCAUGCCGUUCGGGCCGCUGCUGGCGGGCAGUGCGGGGGCGGCGGCGGCGGAGCUGUCCGCCAAGCACUGCCGGCGGCGCAAGGCGCGCACCGUCUUCUCGGACCAGCAGCUGACCGGCCUGGAGAAGCGGUUCGAGGCGCAGCGCUACCUCUCCACUCCAGAGCGCGUCGAGCUGGCCAACGCCCUCAACCUCUCCGAGACACAGGUGAAGACGUGGUUCCAGAACCGGCGCAUGAAACACAAGAAGCAGCUAAGGAAGCUCAGUGAAGAAGGCAAACAUCCGUCCGGCGAAUCCGCCUCUGACGGGCCCGUCGACUUCUCGUCGCGGCCGUCGACGGCGACGGCGCCCCAGCCGGCCCACUUAUUAGAAUCUGAAGAAACAGUGGUUGCCAUGGAAUUAUGCGACAACUUACAGCCAGAUUGA
Schistocerca cancellata (South American locust) is the source of this 648-nucleotide messenger RNA. Its product is annotated as brain-specific homeobox protein homolog. Gene Ontology annotation, molecular function: DNA binding; DNA-binding transcription factor activity, RNA polymerase II-specific. The transcript is spliced from 6 exons. The coding region runs from base 1 to 648 and encodes 215 amino acids. Gene Ontology annotation, biological process: regulation of DNA-templated transcription. Lineage: Eukaryota; Metazoa; Arthropoda; Insecta; Orthoptera; Acrididae. The record is from RefSeq and is a predicted model, not a curated record.